GUGCGCAGAAGCUAAAGGAGGGACCAAGUUACAGCACACACAGUCAUGUUCACUCAGUUGCUCUGAGUCUCACUGUCUCUUGUUUCUCUCUCCAGAACACACUUUAAAAGCUCUUGCACAUUCGCGGAGACACACACGUGACUUAGCUGAGUUUUGAGGCAAAUAAAUCAAUUUUCAACCAGACCGGACAGUAAAGGAAGAAAGAAACAAAAGAAAAAUUGGAAGUCUGCACAUCUCUUCCUUUUGGAACUUUGGACUUGGACAGGAGGAGUUGAAGAAGUUUUUUUUUCCUUUUACAGGUGGAAACAAACUUAAAUCCCAAGCUCUUGGGUCAAACAAACAAAAAGGAACUGUUUUUCUUAUUUAUUGUUGGACUUUUGGACUUGGACUGGGCGAAAGGGCAGUAAGAGGAAGGAGAUGGGGAGAUGGACGUUACAUCUCUCAGUGGGGCUUGGGCUUCUAGCCCUCCUGUUGAGCUGCUGUUAUGCUGAAGAGAACUACUGCUUUGCUUCCAGGGCCAAGACCUGCUCAGAAUGCCUGCAGUCUGGGAAAGGCUGUGCCUACUGCCCUGAUGAGACCUUUAACGGCCCUCGCUGUGACCUGCACGAGAACAUACUUGCCCAUGGCUGCAGUACUGCGGCUGUAAUCACAGCUGAAAGCAGUAUGACGAUGGAAAGAAAGGAAAAAAUCAACGCAAGAAUUCAGCAGUCUCAAGUGUCUCCACAGCAGAUGAGCAUGACCUUUCUGCCAGGGGAGGAGAAGAUGGUGGAUGUGGAGGUGUUUGCUCCAACCAAAGGCCCUCUGGACCUUUAUAUUCUUAUGGACUUCUCCAAUUCUAUGGCUGACGAUUUGGACAACUUGAAGAGGAUGGGCAAAGAGCUGGCUCAAGUGGUAGAGAAGCUGUCAGAAGACUACACCAUUGGGUUUGGAAAGUUUGUGGACAAAGUGAUCGAGCCCCAGACUGACAUGAGACCCUCCAAACUUAAGCAGCCGUGGCCCAACAGCGACCCUCCAUUCUCUUUCCAAAACGUCAUCAAGCUGACCAGUAAUUUGGAUUUCUUCACCAGUGAGCUCCAGAAGGAGAGAAUUUCAGGCAACCUGGACGCUCCUGAAGGAGGUUUUGAUGCCAUAUUGCAGGCUGCAGUUUGUGGGGAUAAGAUCGGCUGGCGCAACCACAGCACACAUCUCCUGGUUUUCUCCACCGAGUCAGCCUUCCACUACGAGGCUGAUGGUGCCAACGUGCUGUCAGGCAUCCUGCCGCGCAAUGACGAGCAAUGCCACCUUGACGCAGCGGGCAAGUACACAAUGGAUAUACACCAGGAUUACCCCUCAAUACCCACACUGAUCCGUCUGCUGGGCAAACACAACAUCAUCCCUAUCCUUGCUGUCACCAACCACUCCUACACAUACUACAAGAAGCUCCAAGAGUAUUUCCCCAUUGCUGAGGUCGGUCUGUUGCAAGAAGACUCGUCCAACAUCCUGCAACUCAUGGAGGCUGCUUUCGAGAGUAUCCGUUCUAAGAUGAGCAUCCGUGCAGAGGAGAAACCCAAGGCGUUUGAGGCACAGUUCAUGCACAUGGAUGGAAGCGUUGCACAAUACGGGGCUUUUGAUUUCAAGCCAGGCUCAAUAGGCAAGUUCAAGACGCGGCUCAAAGCCCAGCGAAUGAUCAAUGACGUGCCUGUCUGUCAGGUGGAUCCGAACGAAAAAGAGGGGAUGACGAGAAUCAAACCUACGACCUUUAACGCUGCCGUCAACAUUAAGGCUUCAGUUUUGUGUCCAACCUGCGAAUGUGAGAAGACGCCCAUCAUUAAAGCAGACAGAUGCAACGGCAACGGAGACCUGGUGUGUGGGAAGUGUCAGUGCUAUGAUGGCUGGCUGAGCACAUUCUGUAACUGCUCAGCGAGUGCUUCAGCUCAGGACACCAACCAAUGUAAAGGUCCGGACAUGAAGGAAGCUUGUUCAGGCCGCGGAGACUGCCUGGCGUGUGGAACCUGUGUGUGCUACAACCCGGAUCAGUUUGAAGGACCCUACUGUCAGUACGACAAGACCCAGUGUCAAAGAUAUGGAGGCUUCCUCUGCAACGACCGUGGCUCUUGCGUUAUGGGUCGGUGUGCGUGUACACAGGGCUGGGAGGGCAAUGCCUGCGAGUGUCCCAAGAGCAACCUGACCUGUCUGGACAGCAAGGGCGGUGUCUGCAAUGGCCGAGGUAAAUGUGUAUGCGGCCGCUGUGAGUGUCUGAACUCUGGUAUGGAGAUGACUUCAACAUGUGAGCCAAAUUUCCAGGCUCAGUUGGGAGUGUGUGAGGGUACGAGGAGUUGUGUCCAGUGUCAGGCCUGGAAAACAGGAGAGAAGAAAGACAAAGAGGAGUGUGAUAAGUGCCCCUUCAAAAUUGUCAUGGAGGAGAACCUCAAAGAAUCGGAGAAGGUGCUUGAUUCGUGCAGUUUCCGUGAUGAGGAUGACGACUGUACGUACUACUACACUGUUGAAAACCCUAAAGAACUGACAGAUAAAGACUUGGAGGUUCGGGUGCGCAAAAAGAAAGAUUGCCCCCCCGCUGGCCUCCUGUGGUUACUCCCACUCCUCUUGUUCCUCUUGUUACUGCUGGCGCUUCUGCUGCUCUGCUGCUGGAAAUUCUGUGCCUGCUGCAAAACCUGCUUACAGAGCUGCCUUGCCCUGCUGCCUUGCUGUAGGAAGUCACCUUAUGUUGUGUUCUCUCCAGGUCGCAUGGUUGGCUUCAAGGAAGAUGAGUAUUUGCUCCGCCAGUCUCUGCUCACCACGGACCACCUAGACACACCGAUGGUGAGGACUGGCCCACCCAAAGGAACCGAUAUUGUCCGCUGGAAGGUCACAGAUAAUGUACACCGAGGACCCAAUCACCCCCAGGCUAUGAUAAAACCCAACCCUAAAGAGACCAUCCAGUUCCCCAUCUCGCUCCGGCUAAACAAGUUGUUCUCUGAGACCCUGUCUCGCCCCGACUCCAAAGACGCCGAACAGCUCCGCAAGGAAGUGGCCGAUAACCUAAAUGAGGUGUACAAGCAGAUUCCCGGGGCCCAGAAGGUGCAAAAAACCUCAUUCAGAAUGCAGAGAAAUGCUGGAAAAAGGCAGGACUUCACCAUCAUGGACACCGUCUUGUCUGCUCCUCGCGGAAGCUACCCUGAUAUUGUCAGACUGACUGAGAAAAAUGUCCAGUCUGGAAACAUCAAUGACCUCAAAGUAGUGCCCGGCUACUACACUGUGGCCACAGACAGAGAGGCUGUGGGAGCAAUAGAGUUCCAAGAAGGCGUGGAGUCGGUAGACGUUCAUGUGCCACUUUUUGUCAAGGAUGAAGAUGAUGACAAGAAGUCGCUGCAGGUGGAGGCCACGGAUGUGCCACUAGGCAUUGCUGAGAUUGGGAAACGUUUGGUCAACAUCACCAUCAUCAAAGAGCAUGCCACCAGUGUCUUCUCGUUCCUCCAGCCGGCCUACACCUACAGCAGGCAGGACGGGGUGGCCAACAUCCCAAUCAGCAGAGAGAUCAUAGAAGAUGGACGCACACAGGUCACCUAUCGUACACGGGACCUCACGGCCAAGGAUAAGAAGGACUAUGUGACAGUGGAAGGAGACCUGAACUAUGGUCCUGGUGAGACCCAGAAAAUGGUGCCUGUUCAUCUGCUGGAGCUGGGUGAGAAAGAUGGCCUCCUGGAAGACAAACCGGUCAAGCAGUUUGUCAUGGAUCUCAGUAACCCACGGCAGGGCGCCAAGCUGGGACGCUACCCGAGAACUACUGUCACCAUAGCAGACCAACCAGAGCCCAGUGUGGUAAUGUUCAAAAGGGGCGCCCAGAACUUCACCACAUCUGACCUAAGCUAUAACAUCCCUGUGGUCCGCACUCGCAACCUGGACAGCCCCGUCACAGUGAAAUGGCGCACCAAAGAGGCCCUGCGCUAUAAGCAGUCCGGCCUGCUGAUGUUUGGUCCUGGAGAGACGGAGAACAACAUAGUGAUCGAGCGCCCAGUGGAGCCAGAGACCUUCCAACUGGAGCUGUCUGACCCAAGUAGCAACGCAAUGAUCGGAGAGAGGAAGACAACCAUUGUCAAUGUCAUUGAUCAUAACGUUGAGAGAGACAUUGAUCAGAAGCAGCAACUUGGUUACAUAAACCAGAAAGCGCUCUCCCCUGGUAUUCACCUCCCCGCCCCAGGAAACCCUAAGGCCCGAGCAACUGGCCCCAGAAGCAUCCGCCUCAACUGGGACCCACCGCCUGGUAACCCCAUGGGGUACAAGGUGAAGUAUUGGAUCUAUGGUGAUCCAGAAAAAGAUGCCCAGGUCUUAGAUGUGAAGACUCCUCAAGCUGAGCUGACCAACCUGUACCCCUAUUGUGACUAUGAGAUGCGAGUGUGCGGCUACAAUGCAGUGGGAGAUGGCUACGAUACAGACAUGGUUGCCUGUCAGACACUGGAGGAUGUGCCUGGUGAACCUGGACGCUUGGCCUUUAACGUCAUCAGUCCAACUGUCACUCAGGUCAGCUGGGCGGAGCCUGCAGAGACCAAUGGCAACAUUGUGGCUUAUGAGGUUGUCUACACACCCAUCGAUGAUCUAACAACCACAGGCCCCGCUAAGAAGGUAAAGAUUGACAACCCCAAGAAGCGAAUGCUGUUGAUUGAGAACCUCCAGACCGCUCAGACCUACUUGUACCAGGUCCGGGCCAAGAACAGCGUGGGCUGGGGCCCCUUCCGAGAUGCCACCAUCAACCUGGCAUCACAGCCUGCCAGACCUUUGUCCAUUCCCAUCAUUCCAGAUAUCCCUAUUGUGGAUGCAGAGGCAGGAGACGAGUAUGACAGCUACCUGAUGUACAGCAAUGAGGUGAUGAAGUCCCCAACAGGCUCCAAGACACCCAGCGUCUCUGGUGAUGAUUACACGGUGAAUGGGAAGUGGGAACAGAACUUCCUUUUCCCGGGGGGAUCAGGGACACGCAACUUGUCAGCAUCGUCCUCUCCUAUGUCCACUCUGAGCUCAAACUACAGAGGAGCAGGCGGCUCCUUUACCACAGAAACAAACACCACACACUACAUGUCCGGACAAGGAGGCUCUCGUAGACUUGACAUGAUCGGAGGAGGAGGAGUUCACACAUCAGAAGUCAUCAUGAGGAAGCGCUCAGAGAACAGGGGUUACACCGAUGAAAACAUCCGGGACUCUAUCGUCAUUGGAGACGUGUCAAGCCAAAUCUCAGACAUAAGUGGGCUCGGCUACAUUGGGAUGCAGAGCAGCUCUCAGAGCCAGUUCAGCUACAGCCUGUCUCAGGGUUCGAGGGCCAGGACCCAGUCUUCAGACGUCAAUGAAGCCCUGUAUAAUCUGGACAGGGUGCUGCAGGAUGCACGAGUUUCUCCGGGUAUUCCAGACACCCCCAGCAGACUGGUGUUUUCUGCUCUGGGUCCCACUGCUCUCAAAGUCAGCUGGCAGGAGCCCCACUGUGAGAAAGACAUCCUGGGCUACUGUGUUCUCUACCAGCUGCUCAAUGGAGGUGAGGUGAAGCGUAUUGACGUGAUGAACCCAGCAGAGAACUCUGUGAUCAUCCAGGACCUGCUGCCCAACCACUCCUACCUAUUUAAGGUAAUGGCUCAGAGCCAGGAGGGUUGGGGUCCAGAGAGAGAGGGGGUCAUCACCAUCGAGUCCGCUGUCGACCCCAAGAGUCCCCUCAGCCCCAUGCCAGGCUCACCAUUUACUCUGAGCACUCCCAGUGCCCCGGGCCCCCUGGUCUUCACCGCUCUGAGCCCUGAUUCCCUGCAGCUCAGCUGGGAGAAACCUCGUAAACCCAACGGAGACAUCCUGGGCUAUGUAGUCACCUGUGAACAGCUGCAUGGUGGAGGAGACGUGCGCUCCUUCCAGGUGAACGGCGACAGCGCUGAGACCAGUCUGACCGUCCCAAACCUGACUGAGAACGUCCCCUACAAGUUUAAAGUUCAGGCUCGCACCACACAGGGCUUCGGUCCGGAGAGGGAGGGAAUCAUUACCAUUGAGUCUCAGGAUGGAAGCGCUUUGUCUCAUUACAACAGCCAGUCAAUGGUGAGGAGGGAAGUUUUCCAGAUGCCAACAGAUGUCAGCACACGAACCAACAUCUCCCACACCAUGAUCAAUGACCCCUACUUCUCAGAUGGGAUGAUGAUGACCACACAGCACACAGAGACCAGCGGCCUGGUGACCCGUCAAAUCACCAAGGAAGUGGUUCAGCGGAGCGUCGUAGGAGGAGCCACCGUCUCAAAGAAGAUGUUUUAUACGUCCAAAUAAACACCCGAAAGUCCAACAUGAUGAGGAAUCAUAUCUGAGAUUCUCUUUUAAAAAAGAGUCACGCGCCAUCAGUGUAUGUUUUUAUAUGUGUGUGUGUGUGUGUGUGUGUGUGUGUUUUGUGACCAAAAAAAAAAAAGAUUUCAUGUACUAAAGAGGCCCCUCUAUCGUGUCUGUUACAAACCGGGGCCACGUUCCACCACAGAUUGGGUUCAUUUUAACAUUUACAGUCAUUUUCACUGUUGCUUCUGAUGUGUUUCAUUCUGGUUUCUUUUCACUAAGCAAAUCAUUUAGUGUUAGACUCCACUCCCUCUGUCGGUUCAGAUCUGGUAACACACACUGCGGCUUUAAAUCAGGCCAGCACAGGCCAGUAAUCUGACUGCGGUUCAGUAAUCCAAAGUGACCUUUGUCUCCCGACCUCCACCUGUCUGUAAGAGAUGUUUUGUCUGUGUGCGGUGUUUUGACUGUUUCUGGUGAAACCCACCAAAUUUCAACUACUCUUUAUUUUUAAGAUGCAUCUGCUUGCAGGGGAGAUUGCCUUGAAAUUGCUGUGGUCUUACGCUGAGUUAUCAAGAGUAUGAAAGUGGUGUAUUUGGGACUUUUGUUCAUAGAUUUGUAUUAUAUUAAGUAUGAUAAACUUUUUAUCCAAACAUAUUUAAUACUUAAUUUUACUUUAAAAGACUGGCAUUUAACUUAAUGCCAAAUACAGAGGUAUUUCAGCAAACGCAGGUUGGUGCACACACACAUUUCCUACUGACAAGCAAGGGCCGUGAUUUUUGCAAAACAAAAUCUUUUAGAUUUUAUAAGAUGUGUUAUACACUGCUACAACUUGAUACUUUUCAUGUUUCUUUACUCUGCAAAGCCAUUGUAUUAAGAGUAGAUUAACAAGCGAACAAUGAGAUCUUGAUAUUUUAGAGAAAUGGUAUGUAAAGACAUAAAGAUUGUAUUUGCUUCAAUGCAAGUUCUACUGUAUUUUGGCUCAUGUAUCUCUUACUUUACUUUUUUUCAUUGUUUCUUUUUUUUUAGUAUGGCAAUUCUGUUGCACCAAAAUAAAGAUUUGAAAUCAA
This is a messenger RNA of Micropterus salmoides (largemouth bass), 7325 nucleotides long. Its product is annotated as integrin beta-4-like. Bases 418 to 6261 code for a protein of 1947 amino acids. Gene Ontology annotation, cellular component: cell surface; membrane; focal adhesion. The transcript has 42 exons. Lineage: Eukaryota; Metazoa; Chordata; Actinopteri; Centrarchiformes; Centrarchidae. Gene Ontology annotation, biological process: cell migration; cell-matrix adhesion; cell adhesion mediated by integrin. Gene Ontology annotation, molecular function: integrin binding. The record is from RefSeq and is a predicted model, not a curated record.